Hippopotamus amphibius kiboko is the source of this 2583-nucleotide messenger RNA. RefSeq names its product leucine rich repeats and guanylate kinase domain containing (gene LRGUK). Bases 1 to 2484 code for a protein of 827 amino acids. Lineage: Eukaryota; Metazoa; Chordata; Mammalia; Artiodactyla; Hippopotamidae. The record is from RefSeq and is a predicted model, not a curated record. Gene Ontology annotation, molecular function: GMP kinase activity; protein binding. The transcript has 20 exons. Gene Ontology annotation, cellular component: cytosol.
AUGGCGACCUCCGGGAGCGAUCCCCUGUUGCCGAAGCCUUCUGGCCUCCAGGGAGGUGUGAGCAGUUCACGAACUGGAGCCCAGUCGAAACUGUUACACUCAGAAAAGGAACGUCAGUCUUGCUGGUCUCCUUUUCCCAUGGGGCAGAGACCGAAAAACACUCUCCGCAAAGCCUCCUCCUACCUGCUCCAGCAGCUCAUUCACCGCUGUCAGGAGUCGGACGUGGACAGAGAUUUCGAAGACCAGGAAGCGGACGAGGGAGAGGGCGAGGGUGAAGUGGAGUCCGAGGAGUCUUCAGAGUCCGAAAUGCAGCAUUUUGAGGGAGAAUUUGAUGGGGUCCUGAGAGAGGAGGUUGUGGCUGAGAAACUCUACGAACUGGGACGCUCAGGCUCUGGGACUGAGCAGGUCUACCUCAGCCUGACUUUAUCCGAUCUUGGUUUAGUUGACGUUAGCAUCCUCUCUGGAUACGUUCACCUACAGAAGUUGGAUCUUUCAGUAAAUAAAAUUGAAGAUUUGUCUUGUGUGAGCUGUAUGCCUUAUCUUCUAGAACUUAAUGCUUCUCAGAAUAAACUGACGACGUUCUUCAAUUUCAAGCCACCCAAAAAUCUCAAGAAGGUGGAUUUUUCCUACAACCAAAUUUCAGAAAUGUGUGAUUUGUCGGCAUAUGAAUCUCUCACAAAACUAAUUUUGGACAGCAAUGAGAUAGGCGAAGUCAAUGGCCUGGAGCUCUGUAGCAGUCUCACCCACCUUAGUCUGGCCAAGAACAAGAUCACAACCAUUAAUGGCUUAGGCAUGUUACCCAUCAAAGUACUCUGUCUGAGCAAUAACCAGAUUGAGAAGAUCACUGGUUUAGAUGACCUCAGAGUCCUGCAGAUCCUGGAUCUGAGCCACAAUCAGAUCAGUAGCCUCCAAGGCUUAGAGAGUCAUGACUUCUUGGAAGUGAUCAACCUCGAGGAUAAUAAGAUUGCUGAGCUGGGUGAAAUAGAAUACAUUGAAAACCUACCUCUCCUUCGAGUUCUCAAUCUUCUAAGAAAUCCAAUUCGGGAAAAAUCUGACUAUUGGUCCUUCGUAAUUUUUAUGCUACUUCGAUUAACAGAAUUAGAUCAGAAGAAGAUUAAAGUGGAAGAGAAGGUGGCAGCAGUGAAUAAAUACAACCCUCCCCCGGAAGUGGUUGCAGCCCAAGAUCACAUGACCCACGUUGUCAACAGCGUGAUGCAGCCACAGAGGAUCUUUGACAGCACCCUUCCUAGUCUGGAUGCCCCUUAUCCCAUGUUGGUAUUAGCUGGUCCUCAAGCGUGUGGUAAACGAGAGCUUGCUCACCGCCUCUGCAGACAGUUCAGCACUUACUUCAGAUACGGGGCCUGUCACACCACAAGACUGCCUUACUUUGGAGAAGGAGACCGGGUUGAUUAUCAUUUUAUCUCUCAAGAAGUUUUUGAUGAAAUGCUAACCAUGGGGAAAUUCAUUCUGACCUUUAAUUAUGGUAAUCACAAGUAUGGAUUAAGUAGGGACACCAUAGAAGGUAUCGCAAGAGAUGGUUUAGCAAGCUGUGUCCACAUGGAAAUAGAAGGUGUAAGAAGUUUAAAACAUUCCUAUUUUGAGCCUCGAUAUAUCCUGGUGGUACCCAUGGACAAGAAAAAAUAUGAGGGCUAUUUGAGGAGAAAAGGAUUAUUCAGUCGUUUAGAGAUUGAAUUUGCUGUCUCCAGAGUGGACCUUUAUAUUAAAAUUAAUCAGAAAUAUCCAGGAUAUUUUGAUGCAGUAAUCAAUGCAGAUGAUCUGGAUGUUGCCUACCAAAAGCUGAGUCAGCUCAUUAGAGAAUACCUUGGAUUGUCUGAGGUAGCUGCCAAGAGUUUGGCUCCAACCACAGCAGAUAUUAAGAAGCCUCAGCUGAAACCUGAAAAAACUUCUAGGAAGUUUAGCGCUCCGAGUGAGUCUGAGUCCCUGGAUUUUGCAGACAGAAACUACUUUGUGAAAUUAUGGGCCAAACUUUCAGGCAAAAAAAUGCCAGUGGAAAGAGUGUCUAUGGCGAGACAGUAUGAGACAGCCCGGCAGGCUCUAAUGGGAAAGACACCUCCUCAUCACACAUUCCUAUUUCAAAGGGGGCUAGUACCAGCACCCAUCAUCAAAAGUCUACAUUAUUUUACAGCUUUAGAAUUAAAGAAAAGUUUCCAGCUUUAUGGAGAUUAUUAUGGAUCUUCUGAAAAGAGUGGCAUGGAUUCCAAUGAUUCCAUGAAAUGCUCUGCAUUAUUUGAGUCUUGUCCAUGGUCCAAAGAUUUGCCUUUUCAGCCUCCAGAAGACAGUAUUUAUUCACACCCAGAAUCAAUAGGUGAUAUUGAGGAUCAGGCCCUAAAAGCACUACAUAAACAGGCAUUUCCAUGUGAAAAAGGGGCUCUGCAACACAGAAGACACACGAUCUCAGGCAUCAGCUGCCCAGGUUCCAACACGAAACCCACUCUCCCUCCAAUCCCUCAGGGCCGCAAGUAGACUAGUACUUGACGUUUAAUCUUAUUGUGGAAAACUCGCUCUGAUCAUGUCCAGUCCCUUUGUCUUACCUCUCCAUGGAUCCUGGCUAUUUCUCACUCA